This is a messenger RNA of Rasamsonia emersonii CBS 393.64, 1161 nucleotides long. RefSeq names its product Isocitrate dehydrogenase (NAD(+)). Gene Ontology annotation, molecular function: magnesium ion binding; isocitrate dehydrogenase (NAD+) activity; NAD binding. The record is from RefSeq and is a predicted model, not a curated record. Gene Ontology annotation, cellular component: mitochondrion. Gene Ontology annotation, biological process: isocitrate metabolic process; tricarboxylic acid cycle. The transcript is spliced from 5 exons. NCBI's taxonomy places the organism in Eukaryota, Fungi, Ascomycota, Eurotiomycetes, Eurotiales, Trichocomaceae. The coding region runs from base 1 to 1161 and encodes 386 amino acids.
AUGGCUGCCAGAACGCUGCGGAUAGGUCAAUUGCCCUCAGUGAUGAAUUGUCUUAUUCCGGGAGACGGCAUUGGACGGGAAGUGAUCCCGGCCGGUCGACGGAUUCUGGAGGCUCUGCCCUCGUCAUUGGGUCUCAAGUUCUCGUUUGUUGACCUCGAUGCGGGAUGGGAUACCUUCAAGCGUACGGGAACUGCUCUUCCCGACAAGACGGUGGAGGUCCUGAAGAAGGAAUGCGAUGGAGCCUUGUUUGGAGCAGUCAGCUCCCCGACCACCAAAGUUGCCGGCUACUCCUCGCCCAUUGUUGCCCUCCGUAAGCGUUUGGACCUCUAUGCCAACGUGCGCCCGGUCAAGACCACUGCCCGCGGUAGCGCCACGGGCUCGCCCAUUGAUCUCGUUAUUGUUCGCGAGAAUACGGAAGACCUCUACGUGAAGGAGGAGACCACGACCGAGGGUCCCAACGGUAAGGUUGCGGAGGCAAUCAAGCGCAUCUCGCAGCGCGCCUCGUCUCGCAUUGCGACCAUGGCCGGUGAGAUUGCGCUCCGACGACAGAAGAUCCGUGAUGUCUCCCCCGCUACCGCAUCCCGAUCCAAGCCCAUGGUCACCAUCACCCACAAGUCCAAUGUCUUGUCUCAGACAGACGGACUCUUCCGUGAGACGGCUCGCGAGGCUCUGGCGGCCGAAAAAUACAGCUCGGUCGAGGUGGAGGAGCAGAUUGUCGACUCCAUGGUGUACAAGCUCUUCCGUCAGCCUUCUUACUACGACGUGAUCGUGGCUCCCAACCUCUACGGCGAUAUCCUGUCUGAUGGUGCGGCGGCACUCGUUGGAAGCUUGGGUCUUGUCCCCAGUGCCAACGUGGGUGAUGGCUUCGCGAUCGGCGAGCCUUGCCACGGAAGCGCUCCGGAUAUCGAGGGCAAGGGGAUUGCCAACCCGAUCGCAACGCUGCGCAGUGCGGCGCUGAUGCUGGAAUUCCUGGGUGAAGAGCCUGCGGCAGCGAAGAUCUAUGAGGCCGUCGAUGCCAACCUGGACGAGGGCAAGGUGCUUUCCCCAGAUCUGGGCGGGAAGGCCACCACUCAGGAGGUGCUCGAGGACGUGCUGAAGAGGCUGUAUGCAAGUUGUAUGUCUAGACCGAUAUCACCCAUAAACUUAACGCCCAACUUAUAG